Messenger RNA from Paramecium tetraurelia, 1752 nucleotides. RefSeq lists its product as uncharacterized. NCBI's taxonomy places the organism in Eukaryota, Ciliophora, Oligohymenophorea, Peniculida, Parameciidae. Gene Ontology annotation, biological process: protein deubiquitination. Gene Ontology annotation, molecular function: cysteine-type deubiquitinase activity. The record is from RefSeq and is a predicted model, not a curated record. The transcript is spliced from 6 exons.
AUGUUCUGUUGCGGUUCAAAAAAGAAGAAAUCGAAGAAGAGUGCCAAGCCAGAAGAGCCAUCCACCAAUUCCGACACGCAUUCUCUGAAAAAGGAAGAAGAAUCCCAAAAAGUUUAUGUUCCACCACCUGCCCCUGUAAAACAAAUUGACUAAGUUUUUAUAAAAAUUAACUCAAAUUAGGAAAUGCUGAGACAAAUGAAAUAGAUUAAAGACUUACGUGAGCAAGGUUAAUUUGAGAGAAGUGUUUAAUAUGAACAAAGUUACAUUACCUAGUUGAUAAAUAAAGAGAAUGUACAACAGUAAUAUGCACUCGAAUUUACAUGGGCAGUUAAUUAUACAAAUCAUUUAAAAGGAAAACCUGGAAUUGGAUAAAUAAAUAACUCAAAACUUGUAGGACCUAAUUAGUAAUUGAAAAGUGGAUUGAAAUAGGAUGGAGACUAUGUCGCCCUAAAUGAACAAGCUUGGGUCUUCAUACAGUAGAUGUAUGGAGGAGGUCCAGAAUUAAAAAUCAUGCCUCCUCCGAAACCCGAAUCUUAAGCAUAACCUAAUAACACUCAAUCUAAACCACCAAGACAACCAUAAUCCAGUGUUAAUAACACUCAAUCUAAGCCACCAAUACAAUAAUCAUCUAUGAGAUAAACAUAAACCAAUUCAAGAUUCAUUCAAUAAAACCCUAUGGCCUAAACCAUUUCAGUCAUGGCGACUCCAAAAUCUGUCGAUAGACAAGUAUCGCAGAUUGUACAAUCACAAUCAAGAAACGACAGUGCUCAAAAUUCUAGAAAAGUACAUUAAGAAUAAAAAAUAACUUACACUUCUCAAGGCUAAAUUCCAAUAAUUGGGUUGUCAAAUCCGAGAUAUUAUUGUUAUUUGAACUCAGCUUUACAAGUUCUCUUGAGCAUUGACUCCCUUACUGAAGGUAUUUUAGCAAUUCAACCAAAAUAUGGAUAGAAAUUCCUUACUGCGUAUUAAGAAUUAUUAAGAUCAAUUAAAAAAACAGGCUCUUAUUCUUCAAUAGCAGCCAAGAGUGUUUGGGAUGCAUGUUCUGGAAAAUUCCAAUUUAAUUAAUAAUAAGAUAGUCAUGAAUUUCUUUUGUUUUUUUUGGGGAAGAUUCAGGAAGAACUGGUUGGCAAAUAUAAGAAUAAAUAAGAAUUCAACUCAGCCGAAUAAGCUUGGAGUGAUUAUACAUCCAAAAAUCAAGAUAUUAUUGAUUUAAUCUUUGCAGGGUAAUCUACAAGUUAAUCUUAUUGUAAAUCUUGUAAUUAAGUUUGUGAGGGGUAUGAUCCGAUCUGGGAUUUGUCUUUGUCAAUUAAUAAAUCAUAUACUGGAAUUGAUUUGAUGGACUGUCUAAAAUCUUACUAUAGAGAAGAAGUUAUUAAUGACACUUGGAAAUGUGACAAGUGCAAGAAAUCAAAUAAAUCAGUUAAAAGGAGGAUGUUUAUUAGUUAGACUCCUCGAUAUCUAAUCAUUCAAUUCAAAAGGUUUACUACUUUUCCAACCUCUCAAAAGAUUAAUGAUUCUAUUUCCUACCCUGAAAAGUUGGAUAUUUAAGAAUUCUGCUCCAAAGGGUUGCAAACUCAAUAUAAACUAAAAGCUCUUAUCACUCAUAUGGGUUAGAUUAAUGGUGGACAUUAUAAGGCCUAUGCUGAAAGAUAUGAUAAUUGGUAUUUAUUUGAUGAUGAAAAUGUAUCAAAGAUUAAUGGGAAAUAAUUAUCUGAUAGAUCAGCCUAUGUAUUGCUUUAUGAGAAAUAUUGA